Molecule: messenger RNA, 6802 nt
Organism: Bactrocera dorsalis (oriental fruit fly)
Lineage: Eukaryota; Metazoa; Arthropoda; Insecta; Diptera; Tephritidae
Gene: nolo
Product: protein madd-4
Exons: 20
Coding region: 641-4873 (1410 amino acids)
Biological process (GO): extracellular matrix organization
Cellular component (GO): extracellular matrix
Molecular function (GO): metalloendopeptidase activity
Source: RefSeq, a predicted model, not a curated record
GAAACGACGGUUAGUUUCGUAGUGACCGCUGUUAAAUAUAGUUUAGCUUUGGGGAAAAGUUCGGUAUCUCGCGUUUGUGUGUGCUGCCUAUAAUAUUGCAUAUUAUAGUAUUGGAGAGCAGUUCUGAUUUGAAAUAUUGUGCUUACCACAAACGGUCGCUGCGAAAAGUGCAAUAAAGAGAGAAGCAAAAAUAAUUGCUGCAAAGAAGUGGAAAUCCUCAAAAGGUUUUAACAAAAAAGUAUUAUUUCGCCCUCUUCUAAAACAAAGCCGUAAAAGGUGUGAAAAAGUUUCAAACAGCUAGUCUUCUCCAGCAAUAAAGCUGGAAGUGUUUGCAAACUUAAAAGCAGAAAAAAUAAAUGUUAGUGCAAAACAAAAAUAAAAAAAUAAAAUAGUGGAAAAAUAGUGGUAAAAUAUUGCUAAAAUAGUUCUACCCGACAAGUUUACGGUUGGCUACCAAGAGCAGAGUGUAUCUUACUUGAAGAUUUGCAAAGUAUAAGUCACGGAAAGCUCGUGUUACUAUUUGCUCCCUGUGAAAGUGUCAUAAACUGUUUCAUGGAUUAAUCUUGGAUAAAUAAUCUUCAACUAAUCUUGGAUAUAUAAUUUUCUAUCCUUGUGAAUAUUAAACCAUGAUUCUACGACUAUGCAGAUAAAAAUAAUGGAUACAAAAAUACAUUUCUGGGUCAUCCUCCUGAUGACAAUUUUCAUUGAGAAUGCAUCGGUCGCGAAACGCCUGAACGCCAGUCAAGCUUUCGAUGAUACUUGGAACACCGCCUCCGAUUUGGAGAAUGAACUUGAAUGCAUGUUGCAGCAAAAGCGUGCCAAAAGCAGCAGCAGCAGCUCAUCAUCGUCGGGCAGCAAAGAUGGCCAAUGGUCCGGCUGGUCGGAAUGGUCGACCUGUUCACGUACCUGCGACGGCGGCAUUAUGCAACAAAUACGCCGCUGUUACAACACAAACGGCUGCAAAGGCGAAACCAUACGCUAUCGCAUCUGCAACAUGCAGCCAUGCCCCGAGCUGCAAGACUUUCGAGCGCAUCAGUGUGCCGCCUACAACGAUGUGCCCUACGACGGUACGCUCUACACGUGGACGCCGCACUACGACUAUGUGGAGCCAUGCGCGCUAACAUGCAGAGGCCGUCCAGCUCAUUUACAUUUGGGCGACAGCGCAUCAUCCGAAGUUGUUGAGGAUCCUGAACACUAUGACGAUCAUGUGAUCGUACAACUUGCGGCGAGUGUACAAGAUGGCACACGCUGUCGAACGGGCAGUCUCGAUAUGUGCAUACAGGGUAAAUGCCAGCGCGUCGGCUGUGACUUAAAAAUCGGUUCGACGAAAAAGAUCGACAGCUGUGGCGUCUGUGGCGGAGACAGCAGCUCCUGUUCGCAGCCACUUUACUAUUGGGAGACAGCGCCAACAACACAAUGUUCGGUGACAUGUGGCGGAGGCUAUAAGAUGUCUCAACCGCUUUGUCGAAAUCGUGUCACUGGCGUAGAAGUCGAGGACUCCAUGUGCGGUCCCCAACGGCCGGAACCGUCGGUGCUGCUCUGCAACACGCACACCUGCCCACCAAGGUGGAUUACUGAUGACUGGAGUCCAUGCAGUCGCCUCUGCGGACCUGGCUACCGUGAGCGCAUGGUGGUGUGUGCGGAGGAGAAUAAUGGCAUCAAGACAACGGUACUGGAUGUGACGUGUCGAGCGCCAAAGCCAGCCACACAGGAACCCUGCAUGAUAGAGAAGUGCCCAACGUGGGAGGUGGAAGAAUGGACUGGAUGCUCGGUAACUUGUGGGCAGGGCUUGCAAAUGCGUGGAGUUGAAUGCAAAUCGGCCGAUGGCAGACACAGCGCCAAAUGCGACCCACUUACGAAGCCCGCAUCGGUGCAGCAAUGCUCAACAGGGAUCUCAUGUGACAACGGCGGCGGUACGAUUAUACUCGGCAGCAGCGGACCUCUCGCAUCGUCGGAUGAUGCGGAUGUCGAUGAGGACGAUGAAGAGGAUGACGACGACUCGGCGGAUGUAGAUGAUGUUGAGGAGGGCGCUGAUGAUCCCAGUGAUGUUCGCAAUGGCGAUGCCGGCUUGGUGACAUAUCAUGAUGAGUCUGCACCACAGUACGCACAUCGCUCGGUCAGUCAUCUGCAUCAUGAAGAACCCCAGCAGCCACGUGCCGAACGGCUUACUGGCGGCGGUGGUGGUUAUGAUUAUCGUGGUAAUUCGGAUACAGAGUCAGAGGUGCCUGCUGGUGAUCCAAGCUUCGUCAAAGACAGCGAAUGGUCACCGUGCAGCGUUACCUGUGGUGAGGGCGUACGCCGACGAAUUUAUCGUUGCAAAAUCUUUCUCGAAUACUCGCGCACCAUCGCAACCGUCAAUGAUUCGCUAUGCGAAGGUGUCAAACCACACGAUGAAGUAGAGCGUUGUGUCCAGGAGCCAUGUAUGCUGCCCUCACAUGCUUACGAUGAUCAAUAUCUACGCGACUCCAUUAAAGUGGGCGUCUCCGAACCCGGUAAAACAUAUGUAUGGCGAGAGCAAGGUUACACCUCGUGCAGUGCUAGCUGCUUGGGUGGCGUUGAAGAGUUGAUAAUAAAUUGUGUGCGCGAAGAUAAUGGACGCGUGGUAUCACCAUUCUUGUGUACGCCCGAAACGAAACCUGAAGCACGAGUGCGUACUUGCAACGAUCGACCUUGUCCACCGCGCUGGAAUUACUCCGACUAUACGCCCUGCUCGAAGUCAUGCGGCAUUGGCAUUAAGACACGCGAAGUGCAAUGUAUACACGAAGUAACGCGCGGUGGCGAGAAUACCAUGGUUGUGCCGAAUAGCAUGUGUCCACAACCACCACCAGCCGAUCGCCAGUAUUGCAAUGUGCUCGACUGUCCGGUACGCUGGGAAGUAGGUGAAUGGUCGAAAUGUUCACACACUUGCGGUUAUGGCAUCAAGGAGCGCAAAGUAGAGUGUAAACAGAUUAUGGCGCAGGAACAUAAAAUUGAGCGACCCGAAUCGAUGUGUCCGAGCGCCAAACCGCCAGAUAAAAAACCUUGCAAUGUGAAGCCCUGUCCCGUGGAGGAUCCCAAACCCGUCAUACAAGUCAGCAAUACAACGCAUAUACAACACGAUCCCAAAAAGGCGAAGAUAACGUUGAAAGUGGGUGGUGCUGGUGUGGUAUUCUUUGGCACACAAGUGAAAAUAAAGUGUCCGGUAAAACGAUAUAAUCGUACUAAGAUAAAGUGGAGUAAGGAUCACAAGCCCUUGGCACGUUCGCGUAAGUUUAAAGUAUCUAAGAAAGGUGCUCUGCGCAUUUUGGACAUAACGUUCCGUGAUGCUGGUGUGUACUCCUGUCAUGCGGGGCACAGCUCCGCUGAGAUCACUAUUGAUGUAAAGGCGAAACCCGGACAACAACCAGAAGAGCUAAAACUGCAGGAAUCAGAACGUCUAGUUCAUGAACGUGAAGGCACGGAAGCUUUAACGUCUGCUGACAUGACUACAGCUGGAGAAAAUACGAAUAGCUCCCAAAACACCCGUCGCAAGCAGCAAGGAGCACGAGAAAGCAAUCGACGUGCGAAAAAUGAUCAGUUACAAAAUGUAGAUGGUAGCAUCUUGGAGAAUGAGCAGUCGCAAUUAGUACAACAGGUCGGCGAGGAUGGCGGUGGCGCGCCAAAAUCCACAAGCGCCACCAAUGGCGGUAGUCGUGCCAACGUUCUGCUGACGAUGCCAUACUUUCAGGCGCUACUUAGCAAUUUGCAGCAUUUGUGGCCUUUUCAGAAAUUUGGCGACUCGAGAGGUCACCACAUGCUGUUCGACAAGGGUCUACAAUUCGGCAUCGAUUUGGAAAAUUUCGAACAGGACGAGCCUAUGCGACCACAAAUCGACACUGGCGAACUGCGAACCCUUGCAGCGUCCGAUGCAUUUGCCUCAUCAUCGCUUACAACGCUAGACGAUAGGAAUGACGGCAGCAGCAGCAGCAACGUUAACGCUGACGGCAAUGAGUGGCACGAACAGGAAGCAACAGACCAUAUAAGCGUCAUCACGAGUACAACAACAACGUUGCCAACAGUUAGCAAUGCCGUUGGCGCAACACAUGAGGACGACUCACCACAUUCACCGCACGCCAGGUGGCAGAAGCAGGGCGAGCCAGAAACAGCCACAGUGGCCACGAGUAACCAUGUCACGUACGAAUGGCGCAUCGGCGACUGGUCGGAAUGCUCAGAGAAGUGCGGUAAUGCGGGCGGCGCAGGUUUACGGCGUCGCGCAAUAACGUGUCUACGUUUGCGCCACCAUACGCCCGCCUAUAAUUCGUUGGAAUCACACGUGGAAGCGGACAUCGAAACGGUCGACCAAGCGUACUGUGAGGAUUAUGGACUAAGCGUGCCUGACACGUUUGAAAUGUGCGGCCACGAAGAGUGCGCCCGUUGGGAGGCUGGCGAGUGGACUUUGUGUCAGCGUUCGCGUUGCUUUGGGCGCAACACGGCCAUACAAAAGCGUGAGGUUAAAUGUCGCUUUGCGAAUGGCAGUGAGGCGACGGAUGCCUGCAGUGUGUCACAGCGUCCAAUUAGUCGACAGGAGUGUUAUAGUGAGCGUUGCAAGGGGGUUUGGCGUGUCGAACCAUGGUCUGAGUGCAAUGCGCAAUGCGGUCGUCAGGGAAUUAAAUACCGCAUUUUACAGUGUGUUUGGUAUGGCACGCGCCGACCAGCGGGCAAUGCCUGUCGCCAUCAGCCACGCCCAGCAGUUAUGAAAGUGUGUAAGAGUCCGCCAUGCUUUGCAAAAACCUUUGAUCAAUGCAAGGACACUUCACGGUAUUGCCGCAACGUACGCUCGAUGGGCUUGUGCAGAUUACAUCGUUACCAAGAGAAAUGCUGCAAGUCCUGCCAAUUCAAUGCAUACUACAAUUAACAACAACAAAUAUUGGCAAAGUUAAGCAAAAGUGUAAAAGUCAAGGCUGCAGUACGAAAGCAAAGAAUACAACAACACAAAUAACCCACACAAACAACAGAGCGCUCCAAAGAAAUAUUCGAAGGAAUAUUCGAAUGCGAAUAUUCAACGGUUUACCAAACAUUAAUGUAAAAUUGAGGUAGAGUGAAAGUAAUAAAAUAGUAAUAAUAAUAAUAAUAACGGUACUAAAGGCACGCCAUACAAAUUCAUGAAGCGAAAAUGUUAAAUAAGCAGAGCGACAUACAAACACAUACUUUCAUGAAUAGAUACUGUGCGAACCGCAAACCAAGCAACUGAAGCGCAUGAUUUGAAGGCAAACAAAUUACCGCUCAAUAAUAAAUUAUUCAUAAAAUAAAUAUUUGAGUAUAUUGAGUGAGUGCGACCAAAUGAUUCGAAUGAAGGCAAAUAAAUAAUAAUAAGCAAGGUAAAUCCAAAUAAAAACUAACUAACUAUAGAUUGCUUUAUACAAGCCAGUUUACACACACUAGUGAAUACACGCAUACUAAUGUAUGUACAUAUGCAUAUAUGUAUAUAUAAAUACAAAUAUGAAAUGGCAGACGCAGACUAAUGCAAAUGUAUGUGUAAACACACAGAUUUUGCUACAAAUGCGAUUAUAAUGGCAACAGCCUCAUAUGAAAUGCUGAUAGUAAAUAGAUAUAUAUAAAAAUGCACCAAAAAUAACAAAAAUAAAAGAAAUCGUUAUAUUUGUGGUUACAUGCAUGCGUACAUAUACAAAUACAUACACACAUACAAUAAAGCUAAUGUAUUAAUAUAAAGCGAAUGUCUGUUUAUGCCGUGUAAAUAUAUAAAUAUUUUAAAGAGAAAAUUAUACGAUAAUUUAGCAUAAUUUAGAUGUAAACAAAGGCCUUAAGAUAUACUAUAUAUUUUUUAUUUUCGUUUUUAAGUGAUUUUUGCAUGCAUAAGCGAUCAUUAUUUCGUAAUUAAUGUCAUAUAAUUUUUUAAAAAUUUAAUCUUUAAGUUUAAGUGAGUCAAUUAGCACUUUCAACCCACUUUAAUUAGUAUAAAUAAUUGCUAAUUGUCUAAAUAAAGCUGAUGUGUACUACCCUGAUAUAUUUUUCUGCUUUAUUAAGGGGUACGCCGAAGAGUUCAGGGCAUCACAAUGGAAAAGCGUUUCUAGCUUUGUGCUAGUGGGAUUGUUCAUGGCCUCCAAGGGAGAUACUUAGUAUGACAAUUUUCUAGUUGCACGCAUUGUCAGAUGCGGCUAAGCAGGGUCAUUCAAUGCUGCACUGUUUCCAACCUUCUCCAUGGCUGAAACCAAACAAAAGAUCUAUGCUCAAAAUUAUUAACAGAGUAUUUCAAAAGUAUAGACUAUUGCAAUAUUCAAAGAAUAAAUAAAAAAUGUUGGUUAAUCCUCCAGUUUUAUUCACUUUCCAGCAUGACGCUGAUUAAAUUGUCCACUUUUAUUGGGUCAUCUAUGUCUACUGCGGCGGUGCGUAUUCAUUCUGCCAUCUUCUUUGCCAUGUUGUUGAAUCUUUCCUUAUUUGUUCUAUGACGCUCUUGUGGUUUUCGGAUAAUUUCUUUAACUCCCGCAGCUUUUUUCUUUUGUAUACCAGAAGGUCAAUUGGGGUAUUACCGCUAUUAACUAAUAUUACAUGACCUGAUGCAACCCUGAGGGCUUCGGAGGGGUGCACUCUGGGCACUACCUUACGCCGGUUUUCGGCAUUAGGAGCUUUCUCUUUCCUUGUUGGAGCCCCCUAUGUUGGCCGUUAGUCUGCUAAGUUGGGAGGUGAUUAUCGCUGCAUUUCCUUCGGCGUGCUGCAUUUGUACCCAGAAAGUUAGCCUGGAGUCCCGUCUUACGCAUAAGAGUCUUGUCCUAAGAAUAUCCGUAGUCGUUUGCAUGCUUAUCUCGAGUGGUAUGUGCUUGUUUGU